AUAUUUGUCAGUGGGUUCGCUAGUUCAUUAGUGUGUUGUGCACUUAUAACAUCGUUCUGACCUGUAAAUACUCCAUAAAUAAACUUCAAAAUGGUUGUUUCUGAAUAUAAUCCAGUAUACGGACCUUUUUUCGGUGUAAUGGGAGCCGCUUCAGCGAUCAUUUUCAGUUCACUGGGCGCAGCCUAUGGAACUGCAAAAUCAGGCACUGGUAUAGCCGCCAUGUCUGUUAUGAGGCCAGAACUUAUCAUGAAAUGUAUCAUUCCCGUGGUCAUGGCGGGUAUCAUUGCCAUUUACGGACUGGUCAUUGCUGUAUUGAUCGCUGGUAAUAUUACUAAUCCUUCAGGGUAUACUCUAUACAGUGGUUUCGUGCAUCUGGGAGCAGGACUUUCAGUGGGCUUCUCGGGAUUAGCGGCAGGUUUCGCUAUUGGUAUUGUGGGUGAUGCUGGUGUUAGAGGCACAGCACAGCAACCAAGACUCUUCGUUGGAAUGAUCUUGAUUCUCAUUUUUGCUGAAGUAUUGGGUCUCUAUGGUUUGAUCGUUGCCAUCUAUCUCUACACCAGAGCCAGCAACUAAUGCCAAUAUUCCCUAAAUAUCGCAUGCCAGAAGUUGCGCCUUUCACCCUCGAUCAUUCGUUUAUGAUAUAUAAUUGUAAAAAUAAUGAUUGUAUGAGAAAUCAGAUAAACUGAGGCGCUCUUAAAUGAUUUAAUUCUGAUUGAACUUGUAUUUUACCGGUAUGAGGUAAUUUAAACUGUACACUUCCCCAUAGAAUGUUUCAGUAUUCAAAGUAGUGUCUAUCUACUGUUGUACAGUUCUUCCUUACGUCGUACCUUUCAAUACUUGUGCUAUCAUUGUAAAUAUUUUUUAACACUUUUGGAUGCCUCUUGUUUGGUUUUCAUAGCAGUCACCAUUUAUCAUUCAAAUAAUUGUAUAGUUUUUAGUAGACCUUAACCUAUUUUUAUUUUAUCAUAUUAUCAUGAACUCUUUCAAUCCCAAAAAGUAUUUCAAUAAAGUUACAAAAAGUAGCACAAUUCAUUUUUGAUUUCUCAGAAAUGCUGUAUAUUUGUUUGUAAAAUAACUAGCGCGUUAAACUCCUUAAUUUAAUAGCCUUCAAAAAGGUUGAUCGUUUAUGGUUCAGGAAUGUUGUUUUCGACUUAUGAGCAGCGCAACUAUUCCAUAGGUAGAACCCUAUUUUCUCCUCUGAUAUUCAAAACAAUUUUGCAGUUAACUGACAUUUUUUCAGACUGAUUUUUAACAAAUUCAAGGUUUCCAAUUUUCUCAAUUACCAAUAAAAAAUUCGAACUUUUAUCUGUAUAACAUUUAAAAACUUAUUGUUCUAUUUUAGUUCCAUAAUAGUUUUGUUUUAUCAGAUCCAAUCCCUUCAUUGUUGAAAAUUUCUUAAACCAACCCAUUAAGAGAUGUGUUAUAUUACCUUCCAUAAAAAACAAUGUGUAUGAAUUUUUGUUAUGUCAGCAUUGUAGUAAAUAUGACAACAUAAGUGUAUCAAUGGUUUUUAGAUGUCCAUAGAUAUACAUAAUAGCCUAAUAUGUAGUGUAGCUUCAACAAAGGGCUAAGCCAUUUCAAAAGAAUGAAAAUAAUUUGAGCUGACUAAGCCUUCAAUUCAUAGCCAAUUAAAGUGUUAUAUACAGUGUUUUUGAUGAACAACUUGGUUUUUUGAUGGUACCCUGUAAUGCUGUUACCGAAUUCAGUGAGCUUAUAAUUUCCGAGUGAACUUAAUGUCUUUCAUUCACAAUUCAAUGUUGACAUUGUAUCAACAUAUAUUUUAGCCAUAAAAACCCACAUACCACUUGGAGAUCUCCUAGAAUCUGAAUAUGUUUGAAGCGGAAUCUUAUGUAAACUUGCAAAGUUACAAAUAAUGUAUUAAAGAGAAACUACGGUGAUAGGUCAAAAAAUAAUUUGUUCACAGUUGCACUGUAGUUAUUUUUCUUUUUUUAGUCAAUAAUCGGUCAGCACAUGGAGCAUGUUGAGAGAAAUGUCCGUCCUAGAGAUGAAUAUUCAGUAUAAAACCGGCAGGCAUUUCUCUCAUUGUAGAGGUACUAUUACAAUCUGUUGUAAGGAGACAGCAAAAUUAUGUUGGAAAUAAAUAAUUUGUACAUUCCAUUAUAUUUCUGUUUUAUCAAUUUUUGUUUUCAUUUUUGGGGUAUUGCUCGAAAUGACAUUCAUUAUGGUGAUUCUUUAGUCAUUGAUCAUCAUUAAACCGAUCGACUGCCGUGUCGAUCUUGAGCCAUUUACUUAAAAGGUGCAUCAAGAAUCAUCAAACCGAUCGACUGCCGUGUAGAUCUUGAGCCAUAUUUACUUAGGAGGUGCAUCAAGAAGGGGAGGUUUUACAUUUUAGUAAACAAUUUUAUUUUGAUAGGUGAUAUGUACAACUCCUAGGUACGCACAAUGUUCCUCAAACAUUAUAGGUAUUCUCUUUCGUGCAUAUCAAUUGAUAUAAAGAAAAUAAACUAGUAUAGAUUAGAUGUUUGCAUAGGCAGACGAAUUUUUCUAAACCAUUUAUAGGUAGCAGACGACUCAAAAUUGCGAAAGUGAUCUAUAUUCAUUAAAAAAAUCUCGCCAAACGAUUCCCUCAUUCAUAAAAAAACUAGAAACACGUUGGCAGACGGUAAAUCGAAAACAUUCCCACAUACCCAGAUGAAAGGAAUAAUUGUCAAAAAUAAUUUUUCAUAUGAAAAUUGAAUAUUUCAUGGAGUACGACUGGAAGAAUAACUGGACUUCUUAUUACUAUAAGGAUGAUUUGAUAACCGAAAUGAGUUCGUUGGAAUAAAUUCAUAUUACCUGGUG
Molecule: messenger RNA, 2802 nt
Organism: Phaedon cochleariae (mustard beetle)
Lineage: Eukaryota; Metazoa; Arthropoda; Insecta; Coleoptera; Chrysomelidae
Source: the annotation of a GenBank genome assembly